AUGAGAUACCUUUCUUCCAUUAUCUCAUGCUUAAGCCUUACCCUAGGCGCUCGCGCUUCCCACCCUGUGGGCACCUACGCUUGCAGAGCGUCCGCUACAUCUGGCGGUACUCUGGUAUUCGCUAAUGACCAGCAGACUGUUCACAUAAGCGUAAUUGACGGUGAGUGCGGCGCUUCUGCUGACGUCCCUUAUACUGUGACGCCUAUUCACGGUUCUGACGAGUUUCGGGUGGUACCUGAUUACAGCUCGACCAACUUCAAGACAGCCAUCAGUAGCUGCAGAUCUACUGCUCUCCAUGCUGACUCCUUCAACACAUUCCGGGUGGAGUCGAGAGAUGGUGUUCUAAUGAGCCAUAUCACUGUUAACGUUGGUAGCGGGUCAGCAUGGGAAUACUGGUUAAGUAGCCGCCCCGCCCCCACGCAACCAGCAACUACACAAGCUCCUCCCACUACGGUGCAGCCCACCCCAGCAAUUCCUGAGAGCCAUCCUAUCGGCGCUUACGGUUGCAGGGGAUCGAACCAGUACGGUGGUCGUCUAGAUUUCGACGAAGAUAAACAGGUGCUUCGCAUCAGUGCCACGGUCGGGUCCUGUGGUGUUUCGGCCUCUGACGUCCCCUAUACCAUAACUCCCAUCCCCGGUUCUAACUACGAGUAUUGGGUCAAGCCUGACUAUAGCUCUACUGAUUUUAAAGUACGCCUCACUGCCUGCCGAGAUUCGUCUAUUAAUGCCGACUUCUUCGACAGUCUACACGUCAAAUCCAACAAGGGUGUUCUCAUGAGCGACAUCACUAUCAGUGGCGGUGUAAGGGGGUCUUCGUGGAACUGCUGGUUAGCCAUUGGUCCCACUCGUCCCGUGCCAGGCCUAACUACGAGGUCUCCGCCGGUCCGAACUACCACUACGUAUGCGCCACCAAUAAGCCACCCCGUGGGAAGCUUUUAUACUUCCAUGAGUGAUGAGUCGGGCGGAUCUCUGAUAUUCCAUCAACAGCAGCAAACUCUUUCCAUUUCUAUCCGGCUGGAUAUCUGCGUCGCGACUGCCUAUAACGUUCCCUAUCACGUUACUCCGAUCCCUGGCUCUAAUGGCCAACUCUGGAUCGUCCCCGACUACAGCUCCACGAACUUCGCGACGAAGCUUGACAGCUGUAAUGACGCGAUUGUGAGAAGUGUCCAAUUCCGACGUCUCCGUGCAUCUUCGGAAGGCGGCUCGAUGAAUGAGGUGACGGCUUCUAUGGUUGGUGGUGAAGACUGGGUUUUUGGUCUUGCUGGUGGUCCCCCUCAACCCCCGGCCUACCCGACUCGAUCUCCGGCUACUCCAGCCCAUGAGGCCCACCCUGUAGGGACCUACGAGAGUAGCGAACGUUCAGACUCUGUUAGCACUAUCGAGUUCUACGAGAACCUGUUUCUGAUGAGUUUGACUAUCAAGCUCGGUAGCUGCACUGCUUCUGUUCGGAACGUUCCCUAUUACAUUGGCCCUCUUCGCAAUCAUGAGGGACACGACCUCGACGAUGAGCUCUUCGUGGUACCCGACUUCAGCGGAACAGAUUUCACGACACAGGUGGACAACUGUCGCGACUCUAUUAUCAACGGCAGCGCAUUUGCACAUCUGUUCGUUUCCUCGGAGCAAGGCGUUCCCAUGAGCGAGAUUUCCACCUACGGGACAACCGAUUGGGAGUUCCAGCUCCGUGGUAUUCCCACUCGGCCGCCGCCGACAACACCUACAACUCCCCUUCCUACUACCCCAACUCCUACAGUCCCGACUAAGCCUCAUCCAUCGGGCCUGUAUAAAGAUGACAGUAGAGAAGGCUCAAGCGUUUUGGUAUUCCUUCAAAACCCCGGAAACUUCACCAUGGAUAUCACACUCGGUGGUUGCCGUCUAUAUUACGAAGAUGUUCCGUACGAGAUGGUUGAGGAGAAUGGUGCCUCUUGGGUGAAGCCUGAUUAUAGCUCCACUUCUCUGGCUUAUGCUCUGAGUAACUGCAGGUUCGACGCCAACUCGAGAUACGAGCUAAAUGAUCUGGAGAAUAUCGAGUUCCACGAUGCGCAAGAUCCGAACGACCAGACGUUAGUAGUUUACAGAAUGCUAGAGACCUAUGGGAAGGCACUGAGGACGGUCUUCAGGAACCAGUAG
Messenger RNA from Perkinsus marinus ATCC 50983, 2127 nucleotides. RefSeq lists its product as hypothetical. Lineage: Eukaryota; Perkinsozoa; Perkinsida; Perkinsidae. The record is from RefSeq and is a predicted model, not a curated record. Bases 1 to 2127 code for a protein of 708 amino acids. The transcript has a single exon.